CUUUCACCCCCACCGCCUCCUCCACAACACUUCCUCUUACAACCUCCACCUCUUACAGAAGACGGUCUUCACCAUGGCAUCAACAACCGCCCAACGGCGCCUCCUCCAGGAAUACAAAGCCCUCACCAACAACCCACCAGAAGGCAUCACCGCCGGCCCCGUCUCCGAAGACGAUCUGCUGUACUGGGAGGCUUUGAUCCAAGGACCAGAGGGAACACCGUUUGAAGGCGGUGUCUUUCCUGCAGAGCUGAAAUUCCCGAAGGAUUAUCCGCUGGCACCGCCGAGUAUGAGGUUCCUGGGCGAGGUGUGGCAUCCGAAUGUAUACCCCAGCGGUCUAGUCUGUAUUUCGAUUCUGCAUCCACCAGGAGAUGAUCCAAAUCACUACGAGCACGCUUCCGAACGGUGGUCCCCGAUUCAGAGUGUGGAGAAGAUUCUCAUUUCAGUGAUGAGCAUGUUGGCGGAGCCGAAUGACGAGAGUCCCGCGAAUGUGGAGGCGGCGAAGAUGUGGAGGGAGCAGAGGCCUGAAUAUGAGCGAAGGGUUCGGGAAGGGUGUAGAAGGAUGCUGGGGCUUUGAAUGAGAGAAGUCUUCGGGGACGGGCCAGGAUGCUUGGGAUAAUUACGGAAUGGAAGGGAGGUCUAAGGCGGAUAUUUCAUAGGAGUGAAGAGUUGAUACGGCGUAUGGAGGCGUUGCUGGAGUGCUUCGGCGUCUGGAAAUUUCACGGUCCCCUGGUCUGCUUGACUAGAUGGAUGCUCCGGGAACUAUAGCUCACGGUCACAUGUCCUCAAAAAUAUAUUAAAAAAAGCAUUGCGAUGAAUGGUUAUGGAACCCAUUCUCUCUUUCUCUUGCUUCCAAGCGGAGGCUAGGAGUGCGCACAAGCAAGUAUUGCAAACGUGGGGAACGCAAACUGGUUAAAUCAUGCCAGUCCGAAAAUGAUCUACAAAUGCAUUUCUCUUAGUCGAGUG
Molecule: messenger RNA, 963 nt
Organism: Hyaloscypha bicolor E
Lineage: Eukaryota; Fungi; Ascomycota; Leotiomycetes; Helotiales; Hyaloscyphaceae
Product: ubiquitin-conjugating enzyme
Exons: 2
Coding region: 74-574 (166 amino acids)
Cellular component (GO): cytosol; endoplasmic reticulum
Source: RefSeq, a predicted model, not a curated record